CGUCACUCAGACUUGGAGGAGCAGCAGGAAGACCAAGUUGAAGGCGGCCAUGCAAAAAUCAGCAAUGCACAAUAACUUUUUGAUCAACUAGAAAGAGUUUUGAGGGCAGAGGAGAGACUUUACUGAGGGAAACUGAAAGUGAGGAGCAAAGUUAAAAACGACGGGAGUAUUGAUCCAUUGAUUGAUUGGUUGGUUGUUAGUCAGAGCGACUGAAGGAUGGCAAACUCUGGACUCCAGUUGUUGGGUUAUUUCCUGGCGUUGGGCGGCUGGAUCAGCAUCAUCGCCACCACGGCUUUGCCACAAUGGAAGCAGUCGACUUACGUCGGUGACGCGAUCAUCACCGCUGUGGGUCUGUAUGAGGGUCUGUGGAUGAGCUGUGCUUCACAGAGCACGGGACAGGUCCAGUGCAAGAUCUUUGACUCCAUGCUUUCUCUCGACAUCCACAUCCAGACGUGUCGCGCCCUGAUGGUGUUGGCGGUGCUGAUCGGCCUGAUUGGCAUCAUCAUCAGCGUGGUGGGCAUGAAGUGCACAAAGGUGGGAGAUACCAAUCCAGCCAUCAAGAUGCGUAUCGCCGUGACGGGAGGGGUUCUCUUCCUUCUUGCAGGUCUGUGUACCCUGGUUUCAGUUUCCUGGUAUGCAGCUCAGGUGUCCUACCAGUUCUUCAACCCAAAUACCCCAGCCAACGCCAGGUAUGAGUUUGGCUCCGCCCUCUUUGUGGGCUGGGCUGCAGCCAGUCUGACGAUACUUGGCGGUUCCUUGCUGUGCUGCUCCUGCUCCAAAGAUGACCUGCAAGGCCAGCAGUACUACCGCCAAUCACAGCCUUCAACGGCCAGGGAAUGAUGUGGUCCUGAAGGCCUCAUCAAGCUGUGACUUUCAGCGUUGACUCGGGCCGACCUGAAUGUGAAGAUUCUGGGAUUCCGGUUCGAGUUCCUGGUUUUGAUUCCGGUUCCAAACGAUCCUUAAUUCUUAUUUUUUUAAGAGGCAGGGAUUUACGAUUAAUUUCUCCCUGGGAUAUUUUCAAGCAACAUGAAUAUCAAUUCUUAAAUAAAUGUUUAUUUCCAUAGGACGGGGGUGGUCAGCAACCCGCGGCUCUUUAUUGCCGCCCUAGUGGCUCCCUGGAGCAUUUGUAAAAAAAAAAGGAUUAACAAUGGAAAAAGAUUGGGGAAUUUUUUUAUUUUUUUUUAGUAUGUUUUUUGUUUGAGGACAAACAUGACACAAACCUUCCCAGUUGUUAGAAAGCCCACUGUUCAAUAUCUUUGUGUGUAUGCUUCACUGAUGAGACUAUUUGGUGAACAUCGUUUUGUCCUACUAAUUUUGGUGGUUCUUUAACUCACCAUAGUGUGGACUGUGACGCAACAGUUUGUUUGCAUGUAAAAUCUUCCACUCUUUCUUUGUCUCGUUUUGUCCACCAAAAGUGUUAUGCUCUGUGUGAAUGCACAAAGGUGCGCUUUGUUGAUGUUAUUGACUUGUUGGAGUGCUAAUCAGGCAUAUUUGGUCAGUGCAUAACUGCAGGCUAAUUUAUGCUAACGUGCUAAUUAUGCUAGCUUUAUGUACAUAUUGCAUCAUUAUGCAUCAUUUGUAGGUAUAUUUGAGCUCAUUUAAUAUCCUUUACUUUCAUCUUCUUAGUAUAUAAUUUAGAUUUGCAUGUUUUAUGACACAUUAUCUGUAUGUAACAUUGGCUGCAUUUCAGAUAGUUGUUUGUGUGCCAUGUUGUUCCAGACCACAGCAAACAUUACCAAGCUUGCCAAAGAUUGUAAUAAAUCUAUUAGAAGAAGACAG
This is a messenger RNA of Nerophis lumbriciformis (worm pipefish), 1779 nucleotides long. RefSeq names its product claudin 19 (gene cldn19). Gene Ontology annotation, molecular function: structural molecule activity. Lineage: Eukaryota; Metazoa; Chordata; Actinopteri; Syngnathiformes; Syngnathidae. Gene Ontology annotation, cellular component: bicellular tight junction; membrane. The record is from RefSeq and is a predicted model, not a curated record.